AUGAAGGUUGAAUGGGACUGUUGGCCAGCUUUCGCUGUUGAGAUCCAAGGGCUCUUCAUCAAGUUGCAGCUCGUCGGUAGUGACCAAUGCGUCUGGAUGAACAUGGGCUCAGAAGAUUUGCAGCCCCUUGGCUAUGCCAACGCGCACGAGCCUUUCCGGUAUUUGCCUCCGAAGGACGUGGCCGACGCUCAAGACUGGGACUCUCCCGCCGACAUGCUGCCUUUCCUGCGAGAUUUGGAACAAAAAAUAGUGCGGGAUCGCGUUGAGUUGAUCGAUACUUACGGCACAGAUCGCCUGCGCGUCGGCACUGUCAAGGAGACGCGUGCCAACCGGGUGUUGGUGGAGCUGGACAUGCGAUACUACCUGCCAAACGAUGACCCAAAUCUCACAGCAAAUGACACGCAGCUGCCUCGCACGGGAACAAAUUGGGUGGAAGAAGACUCGCCGCUGCUCUUCCACGUCGGCUGGGCCAAUCUCUCGAAUUACCGUCUUCUUGUCAGCAAUAGCCUUGUCCGCGGCAAGGACACUUAUAAACACCGAGCACGCGUCGUAGCUGAUGCCAUUCAAGCAUCCCAAAAGAAUCCUGACAAGGCCGUCGUGAUCAGGAUGAUGGAUGGAGAUGCGGCGCCCAAAAUCGUCUUCUCACAUUGUGAUACUGAACCGGUGCCUUUUGUGCCGAACACUGCCCUCGAACUGAUGGAUCCCAAUGAUUCGAAAAGCACGCAUCUGACGUGGGCCUACAUCAAGCGCAUCGAUUAUGAGAGCGGCCACCUCAUCGUGAAAUUUGGCAACGACGUUCUGCCCGUGCAUUGGUCGUCGCCGCUCUUGUUCCCCAGCGGCUACGCAAGAUCACACGGCAUUGAUCUUGUUGUUCCAAGCAACCGGCGCUCAAUUCCCAAGAAAAAUCGCUACCCGGAUGCGGAUCCGAGCUUGUUUGCAAAAGUGCCACACGACGACCGACAGAUCAAGAUCAUGUUUCCGAUCGGCUCAUUGUUGGAAACCAAUUCCAUCGACGAUCCUGAAUUUUUCUUCCCCGCUCGAGUGACUGGCCACAAGGGUCGUCUGAUUGAAGUGAACUACUGGCACUACGGCAAAGACUCGCUCGCCCUCUUCGAUUAUCGGUCCGGCAACAUCCAUGCAGCCGGCUUCGCGGAAUUCUUUGGCUGGCACAUCGUAAUCCCGAAGAGCGGUCGCAACGAGCUGAUUCGUCCCUUCUGGGAUGCGGUCAUGUACAACAAGGAAGACUUUGAGGCUUGGACGGCGCUAAUUCAGAAGGCUGAACAGCUGGAUGACGUCCCGGCCAUCCGCGACGUGUUCGAGCCCUUCCUGCUACGCUACCCGUACUGUUACGGGUACUGGCGAAAGUACGCCGAAUUCGAGCGUCGCCACAACAACCUGGAAAAAGCGAUGAAUAUUUGGGAACGCAGUGUUUCGACCAUCCCGUUGUGCAUCGACCUGUGGCUGCCGUUUCUCGCCUUUUUCCGCGAGCUGGCCCUUCACGCGGAGGGUGGAAUAGACAAGACUAGAGAGAUUAUGGAACGCGCAAUGCUUUCCGCCGGUCUCGAGUACAACAGCGAUCGGCUGUGGUCGGAGAUUAUUCAAUUCGAGAUGCUGCAAUCAAACCCUCGGCGUGUGAUGGUACUCUACGACCGUCUCCUCACCAUUCCCACUGCCCUCCACGUGCAGCAGUUUGAAAAUUUCCAAAUCUUCAUCUCAUCGUUCGAGCCAAACGACAUCCUCGACCCAGAAGAGUACGCCGACAUUUUUCACAAGGUCAAGAAGCUGGUGGACAUUGGGGUGGACCAGAUGAUUGUCGAGGAGCGAAUCCCGAUUGGCUCUAACGGGGUGCCCGGCGAAGAGCAGUUCAUUGUCAAGAAGCGGCACGUUCCGGAAGUUCUGCGCGUCUUCCGCGACGAGAUCAUCCAACGCCGUCGUGCCAUUCACCUCGAAACCGCCGGCCAAGUGCUGAAGAGAGCUCCUUUUGAGGAGAAGAUCAAACGCCCCUACUUCCACGUCAAGCCGCUCGAUCUCUCCGAAUUUGACAACUGGAGACAAUACCUGGACAUGGAGAUAGACACGGGCAAGGAGGCGCGAAUCGUCGUCUUGUUUGAGCGUUGCCUGAUCGCUACGGCGAUGUACGAGGAGUUUUGGAUUAAGUACGCUCGAUGGCGUUGGCGUUCGACGGAAAACGAGACGGCCGCCCGUUCGGUCUUCCAGCGUUCCAUCUCGGUGCACUGUCGCAAGAAGCCGAUGGUUUACCUGGCGUACAGCGCAUUCGAGGAGGCACUUGGCCGCUUCGACGAGGCCCACCAAGUCCUGCUCCAGGUGAACACGCUGAUCCCCGGGCUGGUGCUCGUCGACUUCCGGUUGCGCGGCUUUGAGCGUCGAAUGGCGCUGUAUGAGGCCAGACGUCGAGGCACCGCACCGAAUUUCGACGUCGUCAUGGCUAACUACGAGCGCGGGAUCGCCGCCGAGAACCACCCGCCCGCCCUGCGCAGCUUCUACGCCAUCAAAUUGGCACAAUUCCACGCAAAGAUACGCAACGACCCCGAGGCCGGCAUCCGCGUCAUCAAGGAGGCGCUGCGCCAGGAUCCGUCGAACAACCAGCUGAUGCUGCAGCUCGUCGACCUGUCGAUGGAGUUCAAGCCAUUGAACGAGGCGCUCGUGAUCGAUGCAUUUGACCACUGUCUUCAGUUGAAAAUCUCGAGCACCGACAAGCUGGUGAUCAGCCAGCGGAAGCUGGAGUUCCUCGAGGAGUUCGCUUCAGAUAUCAACUUGGUCCAAGAUCACAUCGAUUUCCACGCGGACCUCGUGCACAAGAGUGAUCAGCGGCUGACGCGGAAACGGCUUCACCUCGUUGAGCAGAGCAUAGUUGAACGCACGCGACUGGAGGCCGCCGCCGCCAAGGAGUCCACUGCACGCCCUACUGUGCAGCGCCAGCACAACACGACGCAUCGCGAGGGUGGCCGUGACGGGCGUGACGGGCGUGACCGCGAGCGCGAGCGGCCCAGGGACCGAUCGCGCAGCCGCGACCGUGAACGUGACAGGGAUCGUGAGCGUGACCGCGGCGACCGUCGCGACAAGGAUCGGCAUCGUGUGUGCUCCUUUCUGCUGAUACCCUUCUGGGACGUCACGGCGUGGCUCGGGGCUCAACAGUAUUCGCUGGUGCUGUACGCGCUAAUGUUUGGCAUUGCGUUGGUCAACAGCACGUCGAACGUGCUGUUCAUGCCGUUCAUGGCCCAGUUCCACCCGGCCUACCUGAACGCGUAUUUCGGCGGAAUGGGGCUGUCGUCGCUGGUGCCUAGCGUGCUCUCACUAGCGCAAGGCUCCGGCAACUACGAAUGUGUCCGCAACGGUACAGCAAUGCUGCAACUCUACCACCCGGCGCGCUUCUCGGUGUCGGUGUUCUUCUCGGUGGUGGCCGCGUGGACGGCGCUGGCCGCGUUCGCCUUCGUGCUCCUCUACUGGACCGGGGCGCACAAGAAGCAUCGACAAACCGCAACCCCCCUUCCGGGUGAAAAAACAUACCCAGUGGAAGAGCUAGACGAGGAAACACCGCUUCGGCCUCCAACCAGCCGGGAGCAGAAGACGGAAGUUGAUGAGGAGAUGAUCUCUUCGGGAAAGAGCAAAUCCAGCAGUGCCGAAAAGAGCAGCGACAGGUCGGAGGCGAUUUCCGGCGGCGCGUACUACUGGAUUCUGGGGCUGACGGCGUUGGUGAACGCGCAGAUGAACGGCAUCAUCCCCAGCAUACACAGCUACGCAGCACUACCGUAUUCACAGACAGUCUACCACCUCGGGCUGACCCUGUCGAACAUCGUGGCCCCGCUGGCGUCGUUUGCCCCGUUUUUGUUGCAGACCAGAUCCGUGCCCAUUCUGACGGCCCUCUCGCUGACGUCGUCCUUCUUCACGGCGCUGAUCGUCUACCUAGCCUCGCAGAGCCCCAACUAUCUGUUUGGGAAUUACGGUGCAGGGGCCGGGCUGGCGAUCGUGGCCCCAAUCCUUGCAGCGGGUCUCCACUCUUUUCUGCGUACCCUGUUUGCCUCCGUACUCCGCGAGGGGUCCCACGGCAGCGAAUCGCGGCUAUUCUGGUGCGGCGUCUUCAUCCAGAUCGGCUCGUUCGUCGGCUCGGCGGUGAUGUUCCCGCUCGUCAACUUUGCCAAGCUGUUCGAGGCGGCGCCGGCUUGCCGGCCA
Mesorhabditis spiculigera is the source of this 4191-nucleotide messenger RNA. The record is from the annotation of a GenBank genome assembly. NCBI's taxonomy places the organism in Eukaryota, Metazoa, Nematoda, Chromadorea, Rhabditida, Rhabditidae.